CUUUAAUCUUCAAUUUAAAUUAAAUUUUAAAGUUCAGUAAAACUUAGAUCACAGGAAAAGUGGAUCCUACAUUUUCGUAAUAAGGUGUUGCAAAGCAAAAGGAAGGGGAUAAAGAAUCAGUUAUUUUAACUUAGCUGAUAGAAAUGAGAUUUUUAAUUGAAUUUUUGAUUUACCUUUUCCGCAUUCGUUCAAAUGUAUGCGGUGCAUUCCUUUGGGAAGCAAUGUAUACAACAAAUAAGAUGCAGAUUUCAACGAUGUGCCCGUAAAUUAUGACCUAUGAACGUAUGAUGGAAUGCAGGUUCAAGCCUGGGGAUGUCGUGAAAGCCAAUUAUACGUUCAAGAAAGACAAAAAUGAGGAUUUACCAUUUAGUAAAAAUGAAACACUAGAGAUCAUUAAUAUAGGCAAAGAUCCGAAUUGGGCCCAUGCGAAGAAUGCUUUUGGGGAGACUGGACUGAUUCCUCUAAAUUACGUCCAGCGGAAGGCGGAUGUUUUAGAAAAUCUCAAAGAUCAUUGUUGGUAUCAUGGACGGAUUUCUCGUGCCGAAUCAGAGAGUUUACUUUCUGGUAGUCCUGUCGGAAGUUUUCUAAUACGUGAAUCCGAUUUGUACAGUGGUGGUUUAACAUUAUGUGUUGUUGGACCUUCAUGUGAAGUCGGAAACCCAGAUGCUGCUGAACAACAGAAUCCUACAGCGACACCUCCAAAUACUACGACUAAUGUACAGCACUAUCGAAUAGUCCGUAGGCCGUUUAAAGCUACCCCUCCUAACCAACAUUCCGAAUAUUCAACACCCCCAAUUUGCAGCAAAAUUCACUACACAUUAGACGAGACUGAUUGGUUUCCAAGCCUUUUAGAACUAGUUCAGUUUUAUUCGGAACCCAAACGCGGAUUAGUUUGUGCACUUCUUCAUCCAGUCCCAGAUAUGCAAAGAAAGCGAUUAAGUGAACUACAGAAACUUGGUUAUCUCAUUUUUCGCAAAGAAAUUGCAUUAGGUGAUCGUAUUGGGCGUGGAGAAUUCGGUGAAGUUCUUAAAGCUACUUAUCAUGGUCGACAAGUAGCGGUGAAAAUUUACAAAAAGACUGCUUCUAAAUUGGCCAUAACCUAUGAAGCAUCACUUAUGACAAAAUUAAAUCAUCCUAAUUUAGUAUCAUUUAUUGGUUUAGUAUAUGAACCAGAUGAUGCAGUAUAUUUAAUUACAGAAUAUUUAGCUAAUGGUAGUUUACUCACUUAUUUACACUCUCGUACACGUGAUGAAAUUACAGAAUUGACCAAGUUGAAAUUUAGUAUUGAUGUUUGUCGUGGGCUAGUUUAUCUUGAAGAACGUGAUUUUAUUCAUCGAGAUAUAGCGGCUAGAAAUGUUCUACUAUCUGGACAAAUACCUAAUUUAAUUGCUAAAGUUGCCGAUUUCGGUAUGGCUAGAGAUUUACAUGAUUUAUCAAUUGUUCCUGGUGCUACAUCAAAUCAAGCGUCAAAAUUGAAUAAUAAUACACCAACGUUGGUUAUUCUUAAUUCCCCAUUAAGUGAUACCAUUGAAAAAUAUCCUAAACCUGAUCAUGAAACUCAUCGUCAAUCUUUUGAGGCAGCUAAUAAUAAUAAUGAUAAUAAUAAUGGUAAUAAUAAUAAUAAUGCAUCUCAUAACUCUCUAAAUCCAAUGGUAUUACAUGAUAAUGCAGCAAUUCCUCUUAAAUGGACAGCUCCAGAAGCUGUACGCGAUCGGUUGUUUACAACAAAAUCAGAUGUUUGGAGUUUUGGCAUAUUAUUAUGGGAGAUUUAUUCUUAUGGACGUAUACCAUAUCCACGAAUGAUGGCUAAUCAAGUAUUACGUCAUAUUGAGUCUGGAUAUAGAAUGAAAUCUCCAGAAGAUUGUCCAUCUACAGUAUAUGCUUUAAUGUUACGUACAUGGCACUGUGAACCAAGUAACAGACCAAGUUUUGUGGAAAUUUUGAAGGAACUCUUGAAAUUGCAUAAUACAACAUCUAAUAUGUGUAAUUCUACACUUAUUCCCCCUAUUCUUCCAUCGAAACUCACUCAUCCAGUGUCCAUUAGUGAUUCUACUGUGAACAAUUCUGUUUUAGAUAUGAAUAAAACAUUUAGUGACUCUGAUAGUACAACCCCUUGGGGUACCACUGGAAAUAAAACAACAACGGUGACAAGUAGUUACAACUCAAUGACGUAUAAAGGAUCUGAUAAUCGUGAAAAUCUACCAUUGAUGAAAAAGCAAUCGAUUAAUUCAACAUCUAGUCGGCGUAAGUAUAAUCAGCGACCUAAAACGUUAGCUGACUUGAUAUCUGAACCAUUAAAUAAUAAAACUAAUGAACAUACAUAUCAUCAUAAUCAAUUACUAAAUAAAACAACUAAUUCAACAAUGAGUCGUUCAUUUACUUCAACUAUAACAACUAAAUUAUCUAAAAAUAAUUCAUUAUCAACAACAAUUAAUCAUUUAAUUCAAUCAUCAAAUGAAUCUAAAAUGAAUUAUAAUUUACCAUUGAAUAAUUUAAAAUUAUAAAUUAUUUUUCUUUUUGUUUCUUUGUAUCCAUGUUGUGUAUUGGUUUAAUUUGAGCGCCUUGUUUGUAUAUUUGCUUAUUGGUUUCAAUUACAUAACUUCUUUAUUUAUUUAGAGAAAAUCUUUUUUUUCGUCUUCUGUGUUUUGAUGUUUAUUACGUAAUUAGUUAUUGUCUUUAUUAUUUCUAUCACAAUACUAUUGCUUAUUAGUCUAUUAAUAUUUAGAUCAGAUCACUGUAUUAUAUAUAUCUAACUCGACAUUGUCAACAGAGGGGUUAUUUUGGUUUUGUUGUUAAACUGUUAACAGUCAUUUUUUCCCCCGUCAAAUCUUGAAGUUUGCUUUCUUGUCUUUUCUUUAUUGUUUUCUAAUAGCAUGCUGUAGGCGUUUGAAAUUCUGCUAAUCAACACACGGUGUAUAUAUAUAUAUAUAUAUAUAUAUAUAUACUUAUAUGCAUAGUGAUGUCAAUGGUAUAUCCUCUUGAGGGAUGUUUUUAUGAUUUAGUUACUUUGAGACAAGUGGGAAGUAAUUAGUUGAGUGACAAUGUGAAGUUUAAUUUAUGAAGAGUACUGGAUUUUAAAAACCACUUCGUGUAUGGUUGGCAAUUAUUCCGGUUUAAUGCGUUUACAAAUUGACCUAUUAUGUAUUUCUGAUUCUUUAAAGUUAAAGACUUAUAUUUAUUCCUGAAAA
Messenger RNA from Schistosoma margrebowiei, 3188 nucleotides. NCBI's taxonomy places the organism in Eukaryota, Metazoa, Platyhelminthes, Trematoda, Strigeidida, Schistosomatidae. The record is from the annotation of a GenBank genome assembly.